AUGCCUCUGUUCCCACGGAAACUGGCUGAAUUGUUCAGCAUGGAGACCUAUGUGCGGAACCCCGGCGCUGGGAAUGGAGGUCUGGGCUCCCGGCUGGCUCAGGGGGCCUCGGCCCGGGAGCCCCGGCAGGGGCAGCUGAGCAGCGCUGCCCCCAGGGUCACUGCCAGGGAGGAGGACAAGGGGAAGGACCAGCAGGACUCAGCCUCACACAGAGUACCAGGCCUCCCACUGAGCCAGGCCCAGGAGACGGAUGGUCCCAGCAGUCCUGGUCUUACGAGUGACAAAGACCUGAGGGACGGCUUUGGAAAGAUCCGUGCUGCAUUGUGCAAGUUGGCCGAAAAGAACUUAGAGCCAAAAGAUGUGGAAAUUUUUGAAAAGGAAAUGAAGAAAAGGAGAGAAGAGAAAACAUCCUUGCAGCUGCCUCCACAGACAGUUGAGCCCGGGGAUGCAGCUGAAGCAAGCUUUAGCCUACCACCUGUCAAUGGCACAGCUUCCAGUGUGCAGAGAAAACACCCUGGUAAUGCCUUGAAGAAGAAGGUCUUGAGGAAGCAGGAGAAAGUGCCCUUACAGCCCAGUGUGCUUAUGAUCCAUGAGGAAGGCUCUGUCCCAUGCAACUCCUCAGGAGUGGGAGCUCUGCGGGCUCAGGAACUGCCACUGGCUGUGCUGCCCGUGGCACCUGGGAGCUGGCAAUGGCUGUGUGGGCAAUGCCGCUCCAGGGCGGGUGCCUUGCCCGGGGCUGCAGCGCUCAGGGCUGACCCUCUCCUUACAGUGACCUCGCAGACGGCCCCUGGUGCCCAGCGCCGAGAGGAGCUGCAAUGUGGGCACGGGCACAAGGACACAGCCUCUCCUGACCCACAGCAGUCCUUGCUCCAGGCACUCUCCCUGCUCCGCAGUGAUGACUGGGAGAUGAAGGAGAAGGGACUUGUCAGCCUCAAACACCUGGCUGGGUCCCAUUCAGAAGUCCUGCUUUCAAGACUUCGUGACAUUUGCUUGGCAGUUACCAGUGAGGUGACCAACCUCCGGUCAAAGGUGUCCUGCGCGGCUGUUGACACUUUGGGAGAGUUUUUUGCCACCUUGAAGCAGGACAUGGACUCUGAGGUGGAUGAGGUGGUUCGGGUCCUUCUCCGCAUGCUGCGUAAUUCCCCAGAGUUUGUUGAGAAAGCAGCCAGUCACACCCUGGGCAUCAUGGUGGAGAAUGUGACUCCUGCACGAGCAAUAGCUGCUCUCCUGGACAGUGGAGUCAAGGCCCGCCACGUCCAGGUGCGGAAGUGUGCGGCCGAGCUGCUGCUGUCCUUGCUGGAGAGAAUUGGAGUCACGGAGCUCGCAGGCACAGCCGGGGCUGGGAGCCUGGUGCACGCGGCAGGGACGCUGGCUCAGGACCGUCACCAGGACACAAGGCAUUAUGGGCAGGACAUGGUGAAGAUGUUGCUCAAUCACCCAGAAGGCAAAAUGCUUUUGGAGCGAUCCGUUCCCACCCGUCACCUGGAAGAUAUUCUGAAAAGAAUGAAGAAGAGAACGCCCAUCUGUCAAGAGCCUGUGAAGAAGAGGAGCGAUGGCUCGAAGCAGCCCCAGGCCACAUUGCCUUCUAGUCAAAGGGUGAAGUCGACCUCUGCUGGACGCCUCCUACAGCGUCCAAAAGCCCAGGUGACGUUACCUCCAGCCAGGGAUGAAACGGAGACGCUCCAGAAGCUUUACGAUCUCCUGGAAGCCAAGGGGUUUGAGACACGGAUGGAAGGAGUGGUACUUCUCCUAGAUGUGUGCAAAACCAGCCCCAAGCUCAUCGCCACUAACAUUGUCCAAAUUUUUCAUCAUUUUGACCUGAGAAUAUUUGACACUCACAAGAGAGUGAAGCAGAUGGCGCUGGACAUGCUGGCAGAAAUCAUAGCCAUCCUGGAAGAUGCCUUGUACCCAGUGAUGGUCCUUUUGGUGGAAGGAAUACUAAAGAACCUGAACUCAAAGGACCCUGGGGUUCAUGCUGCAGCUGUGAACGCCCUGGAAGAAUCCAUUGCUCAUUUAGAUAAAGUAUCACUGAUGAAAGAGUUCAGCCACCAAUGGAGUCAACUGAGUGGGCAAGCUCUGCUGGAUGUCACAGAGCGUAUCACAGACCUGACUGGCUCCACUCUUGCCAAGAAGUUUUUCCGGAUGUUUUCCAUGUUCUCUUAGCCACAAAGUCCUUGCCUCCCAUCCAGAAGAGUUCUCUUUCCUCUGAGCUCAGGAAGAAGCUGCUGCCUAUCCAAAGAGUGUUUGAGAAAAGGAUUUAUACGUUAGCCUUUAUAGCUACAAAUGUACAGAUAUUCUGAUAGUUAGCUGUAGGUUUGAAUAAAUGUAUCUUGACUGCAUCUUUAAAAUUCUGAUGAUAUAUUUUGAAUUGUAUAUAUUUUAUUCUGAUCACAUGUUUUGAUUUUUAUAUUUUAAAUAUAAUAAUUUUUUUAAAAACUAAGCAGGGCAUGUGAGUCCAGGAUCUAAUAAUUUGGAGGUUAUCAGAGUGCAGCUCACUCCAUGUACCAGUGUCUCACCAUAUUCUUUCUUCACUUGGCCUCUCCUCUUCCUCUUUUGCCUUGUUAUC
Oenanthe melanoleuca is the source of this 2566-nucleotide messenger RNA. Its product is annotated as TOG array regulator of axonemal microtubules protein 2-like. Gene Ontology annotation, cellular component: cytoplasmic microtubule; cilium. Gene Ontology annotation, molecular function: microtubule binding. Gene Ontology annotation, biological process: microtubule cytoskeleton organization. The record is from RefSeq and is a predicted model, not a curated record. Lineage: Eukaryota; Metazoa; Chordata; Aves; Passeriformes; Muscicapidae.